UAUAAAGAAUACUUUUGAAAGAUGUGUUAGAAAUGGCUAAAUUCACUGCGAAUAAGAUACAAUAGAAAUAGUAACUGACUUACAAAGAUGACAUUCAGGUGUAACAGCAACUUCGAGAUUAUGUUCACAUAAAAGUUCCGAAAGUGUUGAAAUUUUGCUUAGCAAAAUAACCAGAAUACAGCUACAAGUUCUUGUUGGGGUAAAAUGAGCGCUGUCUCUUUAAGAGACCCGGAAACAAUCCUUUCCAGUGUUUGUUGCUGGGGAGUUGACGGACAGCUGCGCGGGGACGAUGAUAUCUAACCCGCUGACUCGGGCUGUCCGGAGCAGAGUGCGGUUCUGGAGACACCGAGCUGUGUUUAAAGUUCUUCCAGAGGCCUCAGGUGGCGGCAGCCGGCGCUGGUACUCCGCUCCGAGUCGAAGGGGGGUCUCGGUUAUGGAGGAGAUCCUGGCGAGGGUCGUUGCACCUUUACCUUCAUAUGAAACCAGAGAUAAAUCUCCACCUCCGCCCGAAUCCACCAGCUUGGAGUUCAUGAACUACUACAGAGGUCUGGAAAAGGAAGACAAAGUCGAUUUUCUGUCCAAGCUGUCCCAGGAGUGCGGAGUGGACCAUAAAACGGUGUCAGAGCUCGCUACGAAGCUGCUGGACACUCAGCGACGGGACCAGGCGACCAUAUUGCAGGCGGAGGACAGGCUCCGGUACAGCCUGACGCCGCGCUACAAGCAGCUGUUCAGCCAUGUGAGCCGGGUCGAAGGCGGGGUGAAGUUCCUGGUGGACCUCCGAGCGGAUCUGCUGGAAAUACUCACGUCCAAAGCAAGCGAAAACCCACACAUCAGGGACCUGAACGGUACUCUGAAGAGCCUGCUGUCCAAGUGGUUUGCUGUUGGUCUGCUCCGGCUGGAGAGAAUCACCUGGCAGUCGCCCUGUGAGAUCCUGCAGAAGAUCAGCCAGUACGAAGCGGUUCACCCAGUCAGGAACUGGACCGACCUGAAGCGCAGAGUGGGACCGUACCGGCGCUGCUACGCCUUCACACACGCCGCCAUGCCGGGGGAACCGCUGGUGGUGCUGCACGUGGCGCUGACCGAGGACAUUUCCGACAACAUCCAGGUCAGAACCAGAACCAGAACAGACAACAUCCAGAGUAUUGUUCGGGAAUUUGCGACUCUUGAUGCAGAGGAGGACAUAAACAAGAUCAAUUCAGCCAUUUUCUACUCCAUCUCCUCCACCCAGGCCGGCCUGCAGGGCGUGGAGCUGGGCAACUACCUCAUCAAGCGCGUGGUCCGGGAGCUGCAGAGCGAGUUCCCCCACAUGGCCCAGUUCUCCAGCCUGUCGCCCAUCCCGGGGUUCUGCUCCUGGCUUCAAGGCCUGCUGAGCCAGUACAGGAAGGAGGGCCGGGGGGCCGACCUCUUAUCGGAGCAGGAGUGGCGCGAGGUGGAGCAGGCCCUGGGCUCCGACGCGGGAACCCCGCCCGUCGACUCUCUGCGGAAGCUCAUCGCCACCGGGGAGUGGACGCGCUCCGAGAAGCUGAGCCUCGCCCUGGAGCCCGUCCUGAUGCGCCUCUGCGGCUGGUACCUCUACGGAGAGAAGCGCCGAGGCUUCGCCCUCAACCCAGUGGCCAACUUCCACCUGCAGAACGGCGCCACCAUGUGGCGGAUCAACUGGCGCGCCGACACCAGCCCCAGGGGCGUGGCGAACUCCUGCGGCAUCAUGGUGAACUACCGCUACUUCCUGAACGAGACGACCAACAACAGCGUCCUGUACCUUCAGAAUAAGGCGGUGGCGGCUUCGCAGCAGGUUCUGGGCCUCGUGUCGCAGUUCCAGAAGAACAGCAAGCUGUGACUGCGUCGCAUUCAGCAGAGUAUCAGGCACUGCAGACGCAGAAAGAGGAGCAAGCUUCCACCAAAAAACUGAGAUCAAACAUUUCUAUUAAAAAAAUCAGAAAUUUUUAGAUUAAUCUUGGAAAUUUCAGAGAAAAAGACAUGGAAAUUUAUGAGUUACUAAACUUUAAAAAUGUAAACUUUUGAAACUUAGAAAUUUUAACAUUUUCUCUAGAAAAUUUCUGAGUUUUUCCAAUUUAAUUUUUUUAAAACUCUUAAGAUUCUUUGUCAGAAAUGAGCUGCUCUUUUUUCCUGUGUACAGUGGCCGUGGUAGUUAAACUUUAACAGUUUAGUUUUUGUUUGAAACAGACUGAUGUGUUUUGUCAGUGUUUGAGGGCCCCGGGCCCCCCGGGCCCCCCGGGCCCCGGCGAUGGACUCCUGACGUCAGGAACAGAAAGUGGGCCGUUUCCUCCAUGAUGUAACUCGGCCCAUCUGCUGCGCGCCUCAUUAGAUUUCUAGCCAAAGCCGUUUGAUAUUGUGUAAGUGAUUCCCAGAGCAGACUGCAGCUAAUGAAGCAGAAGGCAUCCAUCAAUGCCAAAGCAUGUUGGUAGGUAAUAGCAUGUAAUGGGGGGUUCUGGAAUAAAUGAUGUUUAUUCUUUCAUCAGGAUGAGCUGCUGCACCGUAAACAGAACAAAACAAAGAUAAAUAGAUCUUUUUCUUUCUUCAGCUUCACCUGCAGUUGCUCUUCUUCUUCUCGCCUUUAAAGCUCAUUAAAGAAGCAUGAAGUCGCC
Molecule: messenger RNA, 2606 nt
Organism: Poecilia latipinna (sailfin molly)
Lineage: Eukaryota; Metazoa; Chordata; Actinopteri; Cyprinodontiformes; Poeciliidae
Gene: mlycd
Product: malonyl-CoA decarboxylase
Exons: 5
Coding region: 290-1837 (515 amino acids)
Biological process (GO): malonyl-CoA catabolic process; acetyl-CoA biosynthetic process; fatty acid biosynthetic process
Cellular component (GO): mitochondrial matrix; peroxisomal matrix
Molecular function (GO): malonyl-CoA decarboxylase activity
Source: RefSeq, a predicted model, not a curated record